AAAGGUUGGGAACACUAUAAGAUCCAGAGAAGAUAGGUUUACGGUGAUUACAUUGGUGCGACCACGAGCAAUGCAGAUACUCCUACUGCUCCUCAUCCUUACCCUAAUAAUUCGACUCACCAGCUCAAGCCCUCCGCUGGAUCCAGUAGCGUGUUCGAAUGGCAUGUCGAAUUGCACCGUCACCAACGCUAAUGGCUACUUCCCCGACCGCAGUAUCUGCCGCGCGGCCAACGCCAUCUACCCACGCACGGAGCAGGAGCUCCUGGCGGCCGUUGCGGCGGCGGCGGUGGCCAAACGGAAGGUGAAGGUCGCCACCAGGUACUCUCACAGCUUCACCAAACUAACCUGCCCGGGCGGCCGCGACGGCACUAUCAUCAGCACCCGGUGGCUGAACCGGACGGUGCAGAUCGACGGCAAGAAAGGACUCUUGACGGUGGAGAGCGGCAUGGUCCUCAGCGACCUGAUGCGAGUCGCCGCCGCGGCGGGGCUCUGCCUGCCCAACUCGCCGUACUGGUCUGCAGUCACCGUCGGCGGGCUCCUGGCGACCGGCGCGCACGGGAGCUCCCUGUGGGGCAAGGGGAGCGCCGUGCACGAGUACGUGGUUGGGAUUAGGAUCGUGACGCCGGCGCCGGCGAGUCAGGGGUUUGCGGUGGUUAGGGAACUUGGAGCCGACCACCCGGAUCUGGACGCGGUGAAAGUAUCCCUUGGCGUGCUUGGUGUCAUAUCUCAGGUAACUCUGGCGUUGCAGCCCCUGUUCAAACGGUCGGUCACGUUCGUGACGCGUGACGAAUCGGACCUGGCGGACCAGGUGGCCGCGUGGGGCGGCCUGCACGAGUUCGGCGACAUCAGAUGGCUGCCGCACCAGCGCAAAGUCAUCUACCGCGAGGACAACCGCGUCGACAUCUCGUCCCCUGGCAAUGGCCUCAACGACUUCCCCGCUUUCUGGUCGUUACCAGCGCACGAGAUCGUCGCCGCCAGAGUUGAAGAGGAACGCCGGGAGGAGGACAACGGGGGCACCGACGACGACGCCCGGUGCUCGGCAGCGCAGCAGUCGACGGUGGCGCUAGAGCGUCAGGGGCACGGCUUCACCAACGACGGCGUCUCCUUCACUAGCUACCCGGUGGUGGGUUACCAGCACCGCAUGCAGGCGUCCAGCGCGUGCGUCGACAGCCCGGAGGACGGGCUCCAGUCCGCCUGCUUCUGGGACCCGCGCCUCCGUGGCCCUUCCCUCUACAACCCCGCCUUCACUGUCGCGCUCUCAAGAGCGCCAUCGUUCCUCGCCGACGUGUGGAGGCUCCGGGACCUCCACCCGAGCGCGUUCUGCACCCUGCACGGCGCGAUGGGCGUGCAGAUGCGCUACGUCAAGGCCUCCUCCGCGUACCUCGGCAAGCCGGAGGACUCGAUCGCCGUAGACAUCGCCUACUACCGGAGCCGCACCCGCGGCGUGCCCCGGGCGCAUGCCGACGUGGUCGACGAGCUGGAGCAGAUGGCGCUGCGCAAGUACGGGGGCGUGCCGCACUGGGGCAAGAGCCGCAACUUCGCCUUCGAUGGUGCCAUCGCCAGGUACCCCAAGGCCGGCGAGUUCCUUGAGGUGAAGGACAGGUACGACCCGGACGGGAUCUUCUCUAGCGAAUGGAGCGACCAGGUGCUGGGCAUCAAGGGCAGCCCCAUCGUCGUGGGCAAGGGCUGCGCCAUUGAAGGUCUCUGCGUCUGCUCCGACGACUCCCAUUGUGCGCCGGAGCAGGGGUACUUCUGCAGGCCCGGAAAGGUGUACGCAGAGGCCAGGGUUUGCAGGUUUGAAGAAGACAACGAGGCGCGGAUUGAUGAUGAGCUAUGAUCCAAUCUAUAUCUUUACCUAUUAUUAAAGCAAGUAAUGCCUCUGCCUGAUUUUUCGUACG
This is a messenger RNA of Setaria italica (foxtail millet), 1898 nucleotides long. Its product is annotated as L-gulonolactone oxidase 2. The record is from RefSeq and is a predicted model, not a curated record. The coding region runs from base 71 to 1837 and encodes 588 amino acids. NCBI's taxonomy places the organism in Eukaryota, Viridiplantae, Streptophyta, Magnoliopsida, Poales, Poaceae. Gene Ontology annotation, cellular component: membrane. The transcript has 3 exons. Gene Ontology annotation, molecular function: D-arabinono-1,4-lactone oxidase activity; FAD binding.